Brassica rapa (field mustard) is the source of this 1098-nucleotide messenger RNA. Its product is annotated as glycine cleavage system H protein 2, mitochondrial. Lineage: Eukaryota; Viridiplantae; Streptophyta; Magnoliopsida; Brassicales; Brassicaceae. Gene Ontology annotation, biological process: glycine decarboxylation via glycine cleavage system; protein lipoylation. Gene Ontology annotation, cellular component: mitochondrion; cytoplasm; glycine cleavage complex. The record is from RefSeq and is a predicted model, not a curated record.
GGAUUUAUACACCAGAAGAGGUUGUGAUAUGAACCUCGAGGAAGAAACUUUAUGUGAAAUGUUUGGAGGAGAUGAUUGAUUCAAGUUUGUGCACCAUAUAAUGGAGGAACAACUAAGGUUACUUUGAACAAUGCCCUAAAGGAUGUGUAUGUGAGUUCUCUCCUCCUCCUUACCUGUAAACUGAAGUAGCAUCUUUUUACUUAGUAAUUAAGUAGUGUUAUAAUAUAUGGUCGAAUGUCACAACCCACAAUGUUGCUUUCAGUGGGUAGGUUGGUCCACGAGUAAAAGAUUCAGGAAGUGAUAUUCUAUUAGCAAAAAUGCAACCAACCAAACCCUUUUGUCACAAGAAUAUUAAUAAUCAGCCGAUCGGUGAGUUCACUCUCUCUCUCUCUCAUUGUUGUUGUGUAUCGUUCAAAGAUCUCACGAAAACAAUGGCUGCUAGCUUCUUGUGGGCUUCGAGGGUUGCUUCUCAUCUAAGGACCUCCGUUGCCCAACGAGGAUUUUCUUCCGGUGAAACUCAGUCCCAUUCCUUUCUCUCUGUUUCAUUUCUUUGGUUUCUCUCUCUCUUAUUGAAUCUGAUAUUGUUCUUUUUGAAAGUAUGUGUCUUUGAUAGUAAAUGUGUUUUUGAUAGUGAUAUCAAUUCUCCAGUCUCUGGUACUGUGGUUGAAGUCAAUGAGGUGUUGACUGAGUCCCCUGAAUUGGUGAAUCCUGCGGUCUCGAGCCCGUAUGAAGAAGGAUGGAUCAUAAAGGUGGAGCUGAGUGAUGCAGGCAAGGCAGAGAAGCUGAUGGAUUCAGACAAGUAUUCUAAGUUCUGCGAAGAAGAAGAUGCCAAGCACUGAGCCUUUUUCUCUCAAAGGAAGAUCGAAACGAAAUCUUGAUCUAUGUAGAUGGAUGAAUCACGAAAAUUCUGAAGAUGUCGAUCUCUGCUUUUUCUUUAGAAGUUCUUUUGUACGUGUUGUUUAAAUAAUGGUAAAGAAAAGAAGGUUUGGAAUUUACAUUGAUUUGAUCUUUCAUAUUGAGUUAGGCCUCUUUGGUUCUCAUUUGGUCUCUUUACUUUAAUUGAAUCUUUUUUUUUUCUUUCCCAUUCUUUGGGAUAAA